Molecule: messenger RNA, 261 nt
Organism: Diversispora eburnea
Lineage: Eukaryota; Fungi; Glomeromycota; Glomeromycetes; Diversisporales; Diversisporaceae
Source: the annotation of a GenBank genome assembly
AUGUCGAUCGUGAAAGAAAAUCUUGCCAAAAAACUAAUCUCAAAUCCAUAUGACUCUAAUGAUUAUGGGUUAGACGAAUUAGUCCAUGAACUUGAUUUUAGUGUUAAAUUAUCUAAAGGCGAUGGAUUGAUGCCUAUAAUUUCACUUUUAAAUCAUGAUUCAAAUGAAAUCAAAAAGAAAGCUGCUUUAGUUAUUGGUACAGCGAUGCAGCGAUGUGAUGAAGAUCGUGAUGGAAUAUCUCGAUUAGCAAUUUUAUAUUAA